Molecule: messenger RNA, 75 nt
Organism: Spirodela intermedia
Lineage: Eukaryota; Viridiplantae; Streptophyta; Magnoliopsida; Alismatales; Araceae
Source: the annotation of a GenBank genome assembly
AUGAUUUCUAAUAUUUUGAAACUUAUGUCAGGGGUGUUGAUUUGGACUUUGGUUGUAUGCAAACUUUAUAGAUAA